UCAGCAUCAGCAACAUUAGAAUGUUCUUUAACCGGAAGUGAUGUAAGAGAGCUCCAGCGACCACGUUUGGGUGUUUGAAAUAACUAUGACCCCCGUACUAUCCUCAGUUUGUAAACAAACCCUGUGGAGAGUAGGCCUACUGUAGCAUGCGUCGCGACUUCGUGAUAGCGGUAGUCAACAAGGCUUCUUCUAAACUUAUGUUAUCUGUAGAUAAACAUCAAAUGACACAGAUGCGUAGAUAUAUAGUAUAUGUGUGGAGUAGAGUCCUCGUUAUCUUCAAACAUUUAUUCCCUGGACUCGGACAGAAAAUGAGUGAAGACAGAGAGUUGACGAACCGCAGAAAAGGAUAUGAAUGGUGUAGGAAAUCUGUCGGAGGGACAUGGGCUAACAUAGGAGAGGAUCAGUUUGGUCUUGGGUUUAAAGUAGUAAGUGGAGGAUUGACUAACUACUUGUAUUUGUGUUCACUACCAAAGAAAUAUCCACCACAGGGAAAUGAACCGAAAGAAGUUCUGCUACGAGUUUAUGGGGACAUUGCUAAGGACCAAGAAUUCUUAGUACGGAACACAGCAGUGUUUGCUAUCCUGUCCACCAAAGAUCUGGGGCCCAAACUUUAUGUCGCACAUGCAGAAGGGCGCAUUGAGGAGUACAUCCCAACGCAGCCACUACGUACACGUGAUCUUCAGAAACCUUUCCUCGCUGAACAGAUUGCCAAAAAAAUGGCCCUAUUCCAUGCCAUUAAGGAUAUGCCUCUUCAUAAAGAGCCAAAAUUUUUGGAAGAAAAGAUGUUCUGCUGGAUGGAACAGGUGGAAAAUAUUUUCAGUAACAUACCCACAGAAAAAGAUGAAGCCUCACAACGAAUGCUGUCCAGACUGCAGAGCUUCAAUUUGUCAGAUGAACUCCAAACAUUAUUAAACAUCUUAGGAAGUGUUUCCUGUCCAGUGGUAUUUUCCCACAAUGAUUUGCAAGAAGGUAACAUCCUGUACCUUGAAGACUGUGAUCAGCCAGAGAGGAAAAUGACAUUCAUUGACUGGGAAUACUGUAGCUAUAAUUACAGAGGGUUUGACUUUGGAAACCACUUCUGUGAAUGGUGCUAUGACUACUCUCAUCCAGAUUUUCCAUUCUUCUCCUACACAAAGGAUUACUAUCCCUCAAAGGCUCAGCAGUACACUUUUUUCCGUCAUUACCUAUCGCAGCAGUCGGAUGUGGAGCCGACAGAAGAGUACCUAAAGGGCAUGUACAAGGAGGCCAAUACAUUUGCUCUUGCCUCACACUUCUUUUGGGCACUAUGGUCCAUCAUACAGAGAGAUCUGUCAGAGAUAGAGUUUGGAUAUCUGGAUUAUGCCCUGCUUCGGGUUGAGAAUUACUUUGACCUAAAGGAUCGCCUGCAGACCAUUUGUUGAGGGCUGGAAGCACUUGCGUCACCGUGAUGAAAGUGAUAACACAGAUGUGUUCAAUUUACAAGAAACGCUCAGAAAGUGAUAAAAUCACAAAUAUGAUAAAAAUAUUUUACUGUGAUUAAUUGAUAUCAAUAUAUUUGUUCUUGUUAUGAAUUGUUAUGAUAUAUGUCUAUUGAUAUUUGAAGUUCACCAUGAGCAUGUUGUCAUUUAUUAAUAACAUUGACAAGGUGGAGGGCUCGUAAAACAUUAUUAAGUAUGAUAACGCUUUAAAUAUCCAAUUUACCGGUGUACUAUAAUGAUAUGUUUAGAUAAUGCGACAUGUGUUCAGGAAGAAUAGCCAUCUUGAUUCUUAGUAAUUCUUCUGAUCUCCAUAUGUAUUCAAUGCAAGCCAACAGUUGGUUUCCUUUGUAUGUUCGUAUAUGCCACCUGGUUAUCCUAUUUCAUUGCAUACAGUUGAACUUCCUUAAUGUUAGAUUCAAAAGCACAAUUCUCAAAUCUCACCCUUAUCGAAGAUUUAUUGUUGAAAAAAUAAUGUUUGUAUCAAUGAGGUUCUCCUGUAGACAAAUCAGCAGUAAAUGUAAAACGUAAGGUUCAGUUGUUUUUGGAGGAUGCCUACUUGCUUGGUAUUUCUUUUAAACGUUGUGAUAUUAGACACUCACAUGCACUCUUUUGCUGGAAAUGUAAUGUCCUACAAAAAGGAAGGGGACGUGUGGAGGGGGAGUAUAUCAUCCUGGUAAAAUACCAGCUGCUUCCUACCUCCUUGGCUAGGUAGACUUUCUCUUUAGCUCAAUCUACUGUAUAACACGAAAUGUUGGUGGAUACUUUCCUUCGUGGUUUGAAUUAAGCCAUUUAGAUCGUUUCGUGGUACAAACUUUCGUGGAUAUCCUUUAUUAACAACCAGUAGACACCGGUAUCAUUCAUAUUCAUUGUACUUAUGUUCGUGGUUCCAUAGCAACCACGAAAACCACAAAUGUUCAUUUCAUGUGAUGUUAUAAAUACAGUAGGUCACAUGUUCAAUCCCUAGCAGAGGCAUUAAAAAAAGAUAAUGAUAUUGACCCCUGUUACCCAUAAGUUACAUUUGUUGUGAUUACAGGGCUUAUAUCCCCAUACCUUACAGAUUGUUCUUAUAUGAAGAAACAUAUAUAUGUAGCAUUUUUGAUUUUUUUUACAUAAAAGAAAGGAAGACAGUGUUCUCUCAAAAGUACAGAUUACAUUUAAUCCAUUACAUUACCUGAAAACUCUUGCGAUGAAUUGUUGAUCAAUGAAACAGGAUCCUCAAUUUUCAUGUACAAGUGGAAUAUGUUUAACAAUUUAUUAAAAAAACACUUGUUUUAGAUUGACAUGUUUAAUUUUUAAAAUUUUGAUAUGGUGAAGGAUAUCUUAUAUAUAUUAAAUCUAUGUCUAUUUAAAGAGUAGUAGCUGUGUAACGGUAGUUCUGAAUAGGAUUGAAGACAAGUCCAAUAGCAGGUGAUGGCAGAAUCAUGUGUACAGUCUUGGUACCUAAACUAGGAACAGUAUGCUGUUUAGAACUUACAUUUAUUACAUACUUACUAAUAAAUACGUUUUUUUUUGUAUAUGCGAUACGACACAAUUGCUCUAACCCAUAUCACUCCUCGCCGUAUCACCCCCCAAAACCUGUAUCAGCCCCCGCCGUAUCACACCCCAAAGUCUGUAUCAGCCCGCAAAACCCAUAUC
Molecule: messenger RNA, 3092 nt
Organism: Mizuhopecten yessoensis (Yesso scallop)
Lineage: Eukaryota; Metazoa; Mollusca; Bivalvia; Pectinida; Pectinidae
Product: choline/ethanolamine kinase-like
Exons: 9
Coding region: 147-1400 (417 amino acids)
Biological process (GO): phosphatidylethanolamine biosynthetic process; CDP-choline pathway
Cellular component (GO): cytoplasm
Molecular function (GO): choline kinase activity; ethanolamine kinase activity
Source: RefSeq, a predicted model, not a curated record